CGUCGUUUCUACGUGUCAGUUCGUAUUGUCUGUCAAGGUGCUCGGUUGCCAAGUCCGGUUAAUUCUAUCACGGAGGUGUUGGAGGAAAAUUGCCCGGAAAAUUAAAGCUUGGUACGGUGGAAAAUCCUAAUCAGCACGCCUUUUAUUUGAUUCUGAAUUGAAGUGAAGGUACCAGUGCUCGCUCAGUGGUCGGUUGCUACUCCAUGUGCGCAGAGAUUGUGUCCAGUUGAAUUUCGGAAUAUCAUCGCCGCCGCAGAAUUUUGGAGAUAAAGAAAAAGAACAUUUGAAAAAAAAAACACUUCGACUGUUUGGGAAAAACUCCGAUCCUGAUUCAGCAGUAAAAGUUCCACUGCUACUAAAAGUAAGUUGCACCUGUCCGAAAAUAGUGUUUGUUACCGAAAGGAAAUAGAUCUCAAACGAGUGAGUGAAAAGUAAAUUAAAUUUUAAACGGGAGAGUGCAGCAGCCGUUUUGCAGAGAAAAAAAAAUCCAAGUGCGAGUGUAGCAAAAAAAAAACGUAAAACAACGUUUAAAUUUUGGGUGUUACACAAGAAAAGAAGAGCAGUCGGGAAAGUAACCGACGACGAGAGCUAAAUUUUCGGAGUGAAAAGUGUGAACAUAGAAAAUUGGAAAAGUUUUUUUUUAAUUAAAAUCAACGACUUACGUUAGUAGCGGAGAGAGUCGCAAGCAGUAGCACCGGAAUUUAUUGUCUUAUUUAACACGUGGUAUUUUGUUUGUUUGUGAGGAGCAGCGUUAGUAAAAUACACCACGUAGACAUUUCGUCGUUGACGUCAUCAUCUUUGUGAUUGACAGCUAGCUAAAAACAGCAGGACGGUCGCCGAUCAAGGCUUGCUCAGAUUGCCUCUUUGAUUGAAUCUUGGCUGCCGAGAUCCCAGUAGGCCACCGCUGCGGUGAACUAAGUGUGAAGGAGGACUCACCACAGUCCUCAAAUAGCUGUAAAACCGGACCUUGCACACGCACCAGGGGCUAACGACGGUGGGGUGAAGUGACGCGAUGCAGUGCGGCGUUGAAACCAUGAAUGACUGUGAACGAUCACCGGGUCGUACCGGGCUGAGGGUCAAUUUUACCGAAAAGGGCGAAGUGAAGGAACGUCGGGAGAAAUUCCUCACCGCAAAGUACGGCUCACACCAGAUGAGUCUCAUCCGGAAGCGGCUCGCCGUGGAGAUGUGGCUGUACGAUGAACUGCAGAAGCUGUUCGAUCCACCGACGGAAGCGAUAGAUGUCGAUAUCGACGAAAUUCUCGACAUGGAUACCGACGACAUCAGAAGAUCUCACUUAUUCAGCUUACUGUCGACGUGCAAACGGCCCCCGCAAGACAUAUCGAAAUUCAUCAGCGAUCUGCUGGACCGGGCGAAGACCCUCUGAGCUGGACUGGUCAUUUCAGUUUAAAUUUAAUUUUAAUUAAAACUAACUUCACAAGUAAGGACAUUACAUAUACAUAUAAUAAUCUUAAUGGAACGUAGCAGCAACGCAAACGGAGAUGGAAGAGCGUGCUUAUUUAAAUAAUUCAACUGGAAGAAGACAGCAGCAGCAGCAGCAAGUAAGGAGACACAUCAAACGCGAUUAGUAGAAAUAAGUGACAUCUCUAUGGUAGCAUCAAUUGGAAUGAGAACCGUCAAUGGAUCUUUUUUUUUUGAAAACCACAGUUGGAAUUACGGUCGGCAGUUUGACUAGCUUAAGCAAGUGAAUGUUUUUAGUUUUAGUUUGUAAUCGAUAGCGAGCGGAAACGACAGAAAGCAUUACUUGAAAGUGUUUAGUUAGUUUAUGUUUUCGGCUGGUGAUUUCGGUAAACUUCCAACAUGAUUGUAGUGAGAACCACACAACAAAAGGAAACUUGUAAACCGAUUCCUUCUAGAUCACGCUGCUAAAUACAAAGUAAACACACACAAACUCAGCAGAAUCGAGCAAAAAGAUGAGAUGAGAAAGAUUUGAUUUUUCUCCAAAGAAUAAUUUAGUUAUAAACUCUACUAGAAUGUAAAAAAAAAACGUGAGUGACUUGUGAGCAGAAAUGUGGAAGCGAUACAAAUUAAGUUGUAAGUAAUUUAAAGGAACGUUCGCUUGUUUUGUUAACUAUUUACUUUUAAGUCAUUUGCAAAAAUCUCUGAAUUGAAUACUUUGUGUCCCUCCUCUCUCGUUUACGAGAAACAGAUUUUGUUUUAAGUAAAGUUACAAACUAUUGUCCCAUCUGUUCAACCAUUUGUCUGUGUUAAUAAUCCAACAAAGACACUGCCAGGAAGUUUGAAGUUGCUGCCAUGCUGGGUGUGCAUCAGGUGUCCGCUCAAAACACACGAAAACAACAACUCCUCCACACACCUAUGAGACGACAACGCUAGGCCUGCUGUGCGAGCUCAUCACAUGCGCUAAAAGUCGCUAAAUUAUGAUUUUUCAAAAUUGUUUUCCACUUUCGAAGGAAGGCUUCAGCUCAACAAGUAUAACAAGUUGUAUUUAUUGUAUUUUUACUGCAUAGUUUGUCCAUUCAUUCGAACGUACCACUCACACAACCAUACGAUGCAUUGUAGAUGGUGGAAGAAGAUGUAGAAGUUUUAAGAACCGUGAAGCCACGAGUUUCUAUUUUUUGAAGGUCAGUACGUUUAAAUAAAUAAAUUGGAAAGUCGGCAAAGCAUACGUAAUAGAGGCGGAGGCACGGCAUAAAUACACAAGAAAAAAAUCAACCAUUACUGGCAGAGCAAACACAAUGUUGAAAGAGAGCCGUUAAUUAGUGGACAUGUGUAUUAAAAAAAAAUAGCAAAUCAAAACAGCUCAACCAUUACAUAGAAACAGCAACAACAACAACAACAGAAUUACCGAUUUGAAGCUAAUUUAAUGAGUUUGAACCGUUUCUCGCUUUGUGAUUUUUCACUGCUAAACUUUACUGCUGGCUAAUGUGUUUUAUAUUUAAAUUAAAAAUUUGCAUCUCAUCACUAUUAUUGUGUCAUCAUAUCAUCGAAAUAUAUGAAACAAAAACUAUUAAAAAAGUAAUCUUAACACAAACACACAUAUUACUUCUUCUAAACAAACAAAAAAUAUCAGUCUAAUAGUGAAGCGAUGUUUCGUAGUGUUUUCACUGUUCAAGCUAUUCAAAUUAUUAUAAAACAUUUAGAAAGAGUGCGAAACUGACUUUGAAUUGACAAUGCAAAAACCCCCCAUACAUCUUACUCCAGUCUGUCUCGAUGAGAAACGUAAACCUGCAUCCAAUGAAAUACACAAACACACAAUCCCAGAAAACAAACCAAUACUUGGUGAAAAAGUAGACUUAGACAGACAGAGUGGAACAACAAUUACAAAAUGGACAGAAGCGAUAGCUUUAGCUUUUAUCGAAAGAACAAAAAAAAAACAUAGUAAAUAGGAACAAAUAAAAAAUAGGUGCCCUUUCGUGUAAUGAAAGCAGAACAAAACAUCCCCAUCCAAAAUUUACUGAUCCGAAAUUGUGCUACAAAUCUGUUAACUAAACAUAGCAUCAGCUGACCGUCAAUGUCAACAGCGCAGCGCAGUGUAGAGCUACAUGCAACAAUAUGAUCCCCAGUGAAAAAUAAAAGAUGUUAAUUGUACAACAACCAAAACACAAACUCAUAGAUCGGUACUGUUUGCUAUGCAAAAACGAAACCAAUCUUCAAAAAGAAAUUAAAACAAUGGAAAACAAAACAGAAAGCAAAGCUAAACGCAUAUGUAUGAGCAUGCACUAUUGUAGCGUACAUAACAUUUCGCCACAUUUAAGUUUAGUGAUGAAGAAAAAAAAAACAAACAAACAAACAUUUAAUCAUGUAAGCAAAUCAUACAAGCACUCAAACAUCUCCCCCGCGCCACAUACACAGCAAACACGUGCGGAGAGCGCUCGUGACAAAUAUGGAAAUAUUACAAUUAAACGAUGUGGAUUGACAGAGAUAAAAGAAAAUUAAAAAAAAAAAACGACAAAAAUAGAAUAAAAUUUACAAAAA
Ochlerotatus camptorhynchus is the source of this 3954-nucleotide messenger RNA. Its product is annotated as protein phosphatase 1 regulatory subunit 14B. Bases 1013 to 1384 code for a protein of 123 amino acids. The record is from RefSeq and is a predicted model, not a curated record. The transcript is spliced from 6 exons. Lineage: Eukaryota; Metazoa; Arthropoda; Insecta; Diptera; Culicidae. Gene Ontology annotation, molecular function: protein serine/threonine phosphatase inhibitor activity. Gene Ontology annotation, cellular component: cytoplasm. Gene Ontology annotation, biological process: regulation of phosphorylation.